GGGCGAGCCGAGCGCGGGCCGGUCGAUGCCAGGCUGGGUCUGAGCGGGAGCGGGCGGUCCUCCAGGCCGGCGAGCCGAGCGCGGGCGGGUCGAUGCCAGGCUGGGCCUGAGUGCGAGCGCGGUGCCGGGAGCGGGAGAGCGGGGCGGCCCCGAGCGGCCGCGACAUGUCGAGGAUCAACCACCAGCGGGACUACAAGGCCGGGGACCUGGUCUUCGCCAAGAUGAAGGGCUACCCGCACUGGCCGGCCCGGAUUGACGAGCUUCCCGAGGGAGCUGUGAAAUCGCCAUCGAACAAAUACCCCAUUUUCUUCUUUGGCACCCACGAGACCGCCUUCCUGGGACCAAAGGACCUGUUCCCAUACGAGGAAUCCAAGGAAAAGCUGGGGAAGCCGAACAAACGGAAAGGUUUCAGUGAGGGUUUGUGGGAAAUCGAGAACAACCCAACAGUCAAGAAGUCGGGAUACCAGGCGCCCACGUCCCACCAAAGCUCGUCGGAGGGGGAAGGUGAUGGGGAGAAGAAGGAGAACCAGGAGGGCAGCAGCGACGAGGAGGGGAAGCUGGUGAUCGACGAGCCGGCCAAGGACAAGGAGAAGCUGGAGAAGGCCGGCUCGAAGCGCAAGCUGGUCACUCCAACAAAGGUUUCCCCGAAGCGGCCCUGCGAUUCCAAGGAGGAGGGGGAGGCGGAGGAAGGGGGCAAGGGGGAGGAGGAGGAGGGCCACAGCCCCCCGCCCCAGGGAGAGGAGCAGGCGGAGGAGGAGAAGGAGAACAAGGGCAGCCUGGCACCCAGUGAGAAGACGGAGAGCGAGCUGGUCAAUGCCACGGAGACCCAGAAGGUGCACGAGGGGGCCGAGGCUGCUCCUGUUUAAAGCAUGAAGCUGAUCCGCUGGACCAGGCUUUUUUGCAGACCCAGAAACCUCGAGGAUCGGGGCAUUUGUUUUAGAUUUCAAAGGAAAGCAUUGUUUGUGCUGAUAGCGGCUUUUUACACCAGUGUCGAGCUUGAGCUCACUUUUAUGGUAAUAAAAUGAAAAUUCUGCUUCACGGUU
Molecule: messenger RNA, 1043 nt
Organism: Pristis pectinata (smalltooth sawfish)
Lineage: Eukaryota; Metazoa; Chordata; Chondrichthyes; Rhinopristiformes; Pristidae
Product: hepatoma-derived growth factor-like
Exons: 6
Coding region: 165-866 (233 amino acids)
Biological process (GO): regulation of transcription by RNA polymerase II
Cellular component (GO): nucleus
Molecular function (GO): transcription coregulator activity; double-stranded DNA binding
Source: RefSeq, a predicted model, not a curated record